Molecule: messenger RNA, 1489 nt
Organism: Puccinia graminis f. sp. tritici CRL 75-36-700-3
Lineage: Eukaryota; Fungi; Basidiomycota; Pucciniomycetes; Pucciniales; Pucciniaceae
Exons: 5
Coding region: 71-1150 (359 amino acids)
Biological process (GO): monoatomic cation transport; transmembrane transport
Cellular component (GO): membrane
Molecular function (GO): monoatomic cation transmembrane transporter activity
Source: RefSeq, a predicted model, not a curated record
AUCGAUCUCCCUGGCUUAAGUAAUCUCUCCGCUUGAACCUACUCGCCGAGUUCCACGCACCUUCUUCAUCAUGACCAGCUCAGCCACGCACGACAACAACCAACACCAGCAUCACCACCAUCAUCAUCAUGGAGCAGGCGCUGACGAGGAAGAACAGGAGGCCUUGUUCAAUGCUCUUACUGGGAGCUCUGAUAAAGGGAGCAGGGUCACCCUGAUGGGACUUGCUGCCAACAUUGCGUUGACAGCCGUGAAGGGUAUUGCGGGUUAUCUGCUGGCUUCAGCGUCCUUGAUCGCUGAUGCGGGCCACAGUCUGUCGGAUUUACUCGGCGAUUUAAUCACCCUAUUUGCCUGGAAUUGGUCCCGAAAACCUGCGGAUAAAGACUAUCCUUUCGGCCAUGGAAAAUUCGAGUCUGUUGGCUCAUUGAUCGUCGCUUUCUUCUUGAUUAGCGGAGGCUUUGGAAUUGGAUUACAUUCCUACACACUGAUACUGCCGAUCCUAUCGCGCCAGUUCCCAGGCCUAGCCUCGCAUCUGCCCACCUUUACAUCUGACCAUGGACACGACCACGAGGUGGAUAUCCGGGCUAGUUAUUUCGCCUUCCUGAGCAUCAUCGUCAAGGAGAGCCUCUAUCGAAUCACGUAUCAAGUCGGAAAAGCGGAAGACUCGAAGGUGCUUAUUGCUAAUGCUCUCCAUCAUCGAAGCGAUGCGUUUAGUAGCUUUGUGGCUCUUCUUGCAAUCAUAGGAAGUUGGUAUGGUUUGACGAUUCUUGAUCCGAUCGGUGGAUUUAUAGUAUGUUCGAUGAUCCUACGGAGCGGAUUAGCGAUAGGCAAGAGUUCAUUGGAAGAGUUACUAGACAAGCGAACGGACAAGUAUCUGGACCGCGAUGUGGAGAACAUUCUGCUGAGCAACCUAGCGAAGCUGGAGCAAGAGAAAUUCACGGUGACGGUGCAGGAUGUCAAGCAUCUCAAGAUCGGCCCCAAGGCUCUCGUCUUCUUGCACCUCGGCUUGACCCCACCAACCAAAACCUCGAAGUCCUCUGACGACGCUAUCCCUUUCUCCGAGUGGGUCGUCAUUCAGCAUAUGCUCUCUGGUCUCAUCCUUAAGGAAAUCAAGAACGUUAAGGACGUCUAUAUUCAGUUCAAAACUCUCUAGGACUCUAUAUAUAUACGUGUUACUUAUCAUAUCCCAUAGCAAAAUCCAUUUUCCUGAAAACCUCAUGUGGAAGUUCAUCUUUUGCGCUCCAUAUUUUUGUAUAAAUCUUUUCUGAUCAUCUCCUGAGGUCCUUGUUAUUGACUUUAUAUAGAAUAGCAGUCUUUUUUCUCCUAUCUCUCUCCAUCUUUUUUUUUUCUCUCUCUUGCUCUUCGACUUGUUUUGGGUACUUAUUGUUUCUGAUAUGGUAAAAAAGGUGUUUGGUAAAUGGAUUGCCUUACUAAGUGUAUAUUCCAUUACUAGGAGCAAUUUUAGAUGUCAUCAGGAGAAGGUAUGUUAGAC